UUUGCUGGAAGAAGAAGAAUGGUAGUCAACAUGGACGCAGAGCUGUUGUUGUUUUUAGUCUCGGAAAACAAGGAAUUAUAUGAUAAAAACCACUAUGAUUACAAAAAUACGAAGCGAAAAGAAAUGCUCUGGCAAGGGAUUGCAGACAAAAUGGGAGUCGAUGUGGAGGAGGUUAAAGCAAAGUGGAAAAAUCUCAGAGACACAUACACAAGGAAGAAGCGAAUGGAGCAGGAUAUGAUGCGAAGUGGCCGGGCUGUUAAGAAAAAGAAGCAGUGGAAAUAUAUGGGUGUGAUGGACUUUCUCGAUCCAUCUACAGAACACAAAAGUGUUAUUUUGAACAGCGCUCCCAGCAAAAUUGAGGAUGAUGAGCCAGAUGAAGACAGUGGGGCUGAACCGGCCACCACCAGCACAGGUACCUCCACAACGAGUCCAGGAUUGGUCCAAACAGGUGCAGUGAAGCGAAAACGAUCGGAGACUCUAGAGCUGCUGGAAAGGUAUCUGGCAGCGAAAGAUGUCAGAGACAAAGACAGAGAGAAAGAACACCACCAAGAUGAGGUUGAUUUAUUUCUUCGCAGCUUAGCACCUGCCUUAAGACGAUUGCCUGCUUCAAAACAAUCCUUAGUGAAGCUUCAGAUCCAAAAAUUACUUCAUGAUGCGGAGUUCGGACAGCCCAGCUUUCCGCAGAUAUCCUCAGUGUCACCGAGUAAUCAGUUGUUACUACAGUGUAGUGUUGUAAAACCCAGUUGAAAUGCAUUUUUUUUUUAUUGAAAAUAAAUGUGACU
Messenger RNA from Xyrauchen texanus (razorback sucker), 782 nucleotides. RefSeq lists its product as uncharacterized. The transcript has 3 exons. The coding region runs from base 19 to 747 and encodes 242 amino acids. Gene Ontology annotation, molecular function: DNA binding. Gene Ontology annotation, biological process: regulation of transcription by RNA polymerase II. Gene Ontology annotation, cellular component: transcription regulator complex; nucleus. The record is from RefSeq and is a predicted model, not a curated record. Lineage: Eukaryota; Metazoa; Chordata; Actinopteri; Cypriniformes; Catostomidae.